CGCGCGGCGGACGGGCGCAGCGCAGCACCGCGCCGCCCGGUCACCUUCGGCGGCGCCGCCGCCGCUGCCGCCGCCAUGUUGUUCCUGCCGGACGAGGCGCGCUCGCUGCCUCCGCCGCCGCUCGUCAACAAGGGCUCGGUGUGGCUGGGCUUUGCCGGCUGGACGGCGGCGCUGCUGGACAACGGCUUCAACCACCGGCCUGUCAUCCGAGCCGGUGUUCACCGCCAGAUUCUGUUUACGACUGUGGGCUGGUUUGUUGGAUAUUUUCUGACUAAGCAUACAGAAUAUAUACAUGCUAAACGUGACAGAGAGUUGUUCGAGUAUGUAAAGCAACAUCCUGAAGACUUUAAGGCAACAGAAAAGAAAAGAAUAGGAGAGCUUUUGGAGGAUUUCCAUCCUGUUCGCUGAGGAUUUCUUCAGCUGCUAUGAGCCUGUGUCACAAGAUGCAGUCCGCUGAACCAGUUCCAUACUGGUAACAUAAACAGGCUGUAUGUUAGUAAGUGUUCAAAUGCACAUGGCUUGGAAAAAACAAUUACUCUCUUUCAUAAAAUUAAAGUUAUGAUUAAAUACA
This is a messenger RNA of Dromaius novaehollandiae (emu), 571 nucleotides long. It is a transcript of the gene NDUFC2, whose product is annotated as NADH:ubiquinone oxidoreductase subunit C2. Gene Ontology annotation, biological process: mitochondrial electron transport, NADH to ubiquinone. Lineage: Eukaryota; Metazoa; Chordata; Aves; Casuariiformes; Dromaiidae. The record is from RefSeq and is a predicted model, not a curated record. Gene Ontology annotation, cellular component: mitochondrial inner membrane. Bases 76 to 408 code for a protein of 110 amino acids. The transcript is spliced from 3 exons.